This is a messenger RNA of Dicentrarchus labrax (European seabass), 3902 nucleotides long. Its product is annotated as zinc finger protein 239. The record is from RefSeq and is a predicted model, not a curated record. Lineage: Eukaryota; Metazoa; Chordata; Actinopteri; Moronidae. Gene Ontology annotation, molecular function: RNA polymerase II cis-regulatory region sequence-specific DNA binding; DNA-binding transcription factor activity. The transcript is spliced from 7 exons. Gene Ontology annotation, biological process: regulation of transcription by RNA polymerase II. Bases 172 to 2517 code for a protein of 781 amino acids.
UUUUGGAAAGCCGCUACCGAGCGGUCGCCAUUAUUCUUCCUGGCUUGACGGUCGGGAGAAAGACGGUUUAAUACUUUUAAACAUUAUAACAGGGGCUCAACUGCAGCAUUGUCGACCUCCCGGGCACUCUGUGGAUUGACUCAUGAAUUAGCGACCCACCCAGAGCGCAGCAUGGAGAAACGCUCCGAUACCACAGGUGUUGGAGGUGCCCUUCCCCUGGCCUCCCUUCGCUUAAUGGCCUCCCCUCUGCAGCUGACGUACUCCUACAUAUGGCAGGUCAUACGGCAGAGAAACGUGAAGUUGUACGGGAAAGUGGAGGAGUUUGUCACCAUGGUGACGCAGACCGUUCCUGAGCUCAUGAGUUUCAAGCAGACGGCCCAGCUCCUCUUGGGGUUGAGAGCAAGGAUCAUUUUGGAUUUGCUUCACAAAGAUGGCCCACCGGAUUCUAGGGCUAUACAAACUCUCAUAAAUAAGUUGAAGGUCUCUGCAUCUACAGGGAAGGAUUCAGAAGUGGAGAAAUCUCAAACAAACUUCAUGGUGCUCGUCCAGAGUCUCCUCAAAAAUCCAGCUGAAAGGAAGCGCUUCUUCCAGGAAGUGUUCCCUGUUCAAUACGGCACAAAGUUCGAUACAGCUCUGCAGGCUCUGGUUGCAGGUCUUGUUUGCAAACUGGAGCAACUUCUUCCUGUUCCCAAUCUCUCCCAGCUUGGUACCAUGAUCUCAACCGAGUCCAAUGUCCUGGAGGCGUGUGGGGGCUUGAUCCCUGAGUCCAGGGACCUCAAGACUCUCCUCCUGCACCAGCAGGCCAAGGGCCUCCUUGGUGUUAAAGCAACUAUCUCGUCCUCGGUGGGUGACUGUGUGCUCUCUUCACUCGCCUUCCGGCCCAAACCAGUAGAGCCGCCUGCACCACCAGAAUCACCAAAGCGUUUAGAGGUCACUUUGAACGAAACAAGCCCAACCUCCUUCAGCGACACUGAGGACUUGGGGUUGAUGUCCGAUGACUCCGAUGGCGCAGCAGCCCCUGCUACUAGAUCCCAGAGAAGAGGGCAGCACAGUCAUAAAACCACUGAUGGCAGUGCCGCAAAGCAAAAGAGUGUCACAACAACAGCUCACACUGAGAAUUUGGUGCAAGAGAAGAGUAGCGCACAGCAACAGCCUGCCACACCUCUAGAGCGCAGAGAGGAAGAUGGGACACUGGCAGGGCCACAGAAGCCAGAAGUACAGCGGGAGCUUCACUUGAAGUCAAUCCCCUUCAGGGUAGUUCAAAUGCCAAUCAAAACCCCUUCCACCGUACAGAAUGCAGGCAGUGCAGGACCAAAAGACGGCCAAAAGCCCCAGACUCAGCGAGUCACAUUGCAUCAGUGGGUGUCGCAGAUUGCCACUAACUCGCUCUCGCUCCCAGCCCUGCCGCCACUUCCUCCAGCCAGGUUUAGCUCAGGGGACGACAUGAAGCCAAGCAUAAGAAGAAAAAAGCAAAUCAGGCCUCCGGCUGACAGAUUCACGUGUUCCGUGUGCGAUAAGAGCUUCCCGUAUCAGUCCAAGCUAAUGGACCACGAGCGCAUUCAUACAGGAGAGAAGCCGUUCAUUUGCACCGCUUGCAACAAAAGCUUCAGAACGCAGGCGUUCCUCAACAACCACCUGAAGACCCACAGCACGGUUCGCCCUUACGCCUGUGGCCAGUGCGGCAAGUGUUUCACCAAACUUCAGAGCUUGACGAAGCACAUGCUGGCCCACAGCGGCCAAAAGCCCUUCUACUGCAACAUCUGCAACAAGGGCUUCACACAGUCCACCUAUUUCAAAAGACACAUGGAGUGCCACACAAGCCAGAUGACGUUCCCCUGCAAGCACUGCAGCAAGAGCUUCCCGACGGCUUUCAAGCUGUCCAACCACGAGCGCUGGCACACCAGAGAUCGCCCUCACAUGUGCGAGCGUUGUGGGAAGAGAUUCCUCGUGCCCAGCUUGUUGAAGAGACACAUGGGCUACCACAUUGGCGACCGUCAGUAUCUCUGCUCCCAGUGCGGAAAGACCUUUGUCUACUUGUCUGACCUGAAGAGGCACCAGCAGGACCACGUGCCCAAAGCUAAGAUCCCGUGCCCUGUUUGCCAAAAGAAGUUCUCUAGCAAGUACUGCCUGAGGGUUCACCUGAGGAUCCACACCAGAGAGAGACCCUACCGGUGCUCCAUAUGCGACAAGAGCUUCACCCAGGUCGGGAAUCUGAAGGUCCACAUCAGGUUGCACACCAACGAGCGACCUUUCAGCUGCGACGUGUGCGGGAAGACCUACAAGCUGGCGUCCCACCUGAACGUCCACAAAAGGACUCACACGUGCAAGAAGCCCUGGACGUGCGAAACGUGCGGGAAGGGAUUCUCCGUCCCCGGCCUUCUUAAGAAGCACGAGCAGUUGCAUACAAGGGACGCUAAUCCUGACUUCUCCGUUAAACGGAGACACAGGGGUAAGCACAAGAAGCACUCCCUCAAGAGGAAGUACGACGAGGAAGACGAGGGUAGUGAUGAUUAUUAAUCAAAGAAACAUGUUUUAUAACUAGAGGGGCAGUCCUCCGCCAAGGUGUGUUAGUUUGAGGUGGCUGUUUAGGCUUAUGUUUGGUCAUGGCACACCAUUGACUUUAAUUACGACGGGUUCACAUAUGCACAACAAGUGCAGUUCAUUUUGCCAUAGACACAAGUGUUACAAUUGACCUACCUACGAAAAAUAAUUCACAUAUCCGCUCCAGGAUUUUUAUCCACAAAUUGGCCCAUGCUUCACGCUUCCACCACGUUCCAUUAAAAUGGGGCCAGUAGUUCUUCCAUAAUCCUGCUGACGGACGAACAGCACCCAAAACAUAACCUCCUUGGCGGGGGGUAAUAAAAAAGGAUGCUCUUAUCAGUUUCAAGGCUGACCACUGUUAUAAUUAAAAUUGGCUGAUUCAGAAAACUACUACAUAAGUGAGCCUUUAAACCAUGUAAAGGUGUCAAGUGUUUUCGAUGUUUGUUACCUUGUGAAGGUGAUCAAAUCACCAUGAUGGUUUGGGUCGUGAAAACAGAUUUUGAAUGAUGUUUGGAUAAUUUUUUUUCCUAAUCACUGAGUUUAAAGAGUGCUAAUUUGAGUUAUAAUGGGUAUUUGCUGGUGGCCAUGCCAGCCAGAGCAUCUGAACUAAUAAAGACCAGUGUUUCACUGCACAUCAGUGCUGUUUUACAUAUGACUAGAUGAUGUGACGAAAUUAAUUUAGGUAAGAGUUACUGUAAGCUGUCACAUUUUGAGAUAAAAAAAAAAAGGUAGCAAUACAACUUUUUUAAAAUCCUUUUCUGAUCUUUGUGUGAGUUGUAAAUAGUUGGUAAUAAUUUUCAGUACAAAAAAAAAAAAAACCUAUGAUGGUGUAAAAUAAAUAUUAUUUUCCAAACAUUGUGCUUUUCAGGACGCUCCCUGAAUAUAGCCAGCAUCUGAGAGAAGGGCAUCAUGUAAACAAUACAGUGAAAGUAUUUCAAUGCAUGUGACUGUAGAUAAUCUGUCUUCUAUUGUAAUAAAAUGGUGUAGUGUCACUAGGAAACAUUUUAAGUUACUGUAUGCUUGUUGAAAGUGUAGUGAAUUAAAACUACUUUUACCACACUUUUUUUUUAUGUAACCUUGACCUGUAAACAUAACUCUUGCUUUUGUUUUAGAGUGAAAAUAGGGUGAUUAGUUUAGUAGGAUUUCACCAGCAGUAGACGCUGUUUGUUGCUCUAGUGUUGAAUUAACACAUUGAGAAAACAUUGAGAACUUAAAUGUACAUGGACAUGUAUAGUAAACAUGUAAAUGUGUGAUGAGGUGCUCGUGUUUCCCAUUACCUUUCCUAUUGUGAACAUCGGUGUAUAUAAGGCGGUAAUAUGUGUAUUUUUUUGUUUUGCAGAAAAAUAAAAACAUAUAACAAA